AUGAGCAUGAUGGAGCACGAACUUAAGCAGCAGAUGACCGACUACAAUCAGAUAUGGCCCGGUGUGGGAGGAUUUCAUCUUCCACCCACUUCUACUAGUCAACUAAUGGCCCAGGCAAUUCCCGAUGAUCUCUCUCCAGGUCCUGACUCGCCGGAUUCAGCGAAGGACAGCAAGAAGAACGACGACAGAGUAAAACGUCCGAUGAAUGCUUUCAUGGUUUGGAGUCGAAGUAAGCGCAGACUUAUGGCCCAGGAAAACCCAAAAAUGCACAAUUCCGAGAUAAGCAAAAGGCUUGGCGCUGAAUGGAAGUGCUUGAGUGACAAUGAAAAGAGACCAUUUAUUGACGAGGCUAAGCGACUACGCUCCAUCCACAUGAAGGAGCACCCUGACUACAAAUAUCGUCCAAGAAGGAAGACUAAAGCUCUUCAGAAGAAACCUCUUCCUAUGGGUCCAUUCUCAGCGUUAGACUCACUGAAACCACAGGUUUGUUUUGUUGUUCAUUCAUUCCACUCUUCAAUGUUGGCGUAA
Messenger RNA from Strongylus vulgaris, 528 nucleotides. The record is from the annotation of a GenBank genome assembly. Lineage: Eukaryota; Metazoa; Nematoda; Chromadorea; Rhabditida; Strongylidae.